GUAUUUACAGGAUCCAAAGCUCUUCAGCACAUUCCAGUUGUAGCCUGUGUAGAUAAAUACAAGGGCAAAAACCCAAAAACACUUUGGGGAGCUUGGACCACUGCCAGCUUGCCUGGGUAACUGGACUUUGCAUGGAGCUGGAAGGGUGUUUUUUAAAAGGAGGGAAGCAGAAGAGAACAGCUCAAGAAUCUUGGCUCAGCCCGGGCAUAUUUCCUCCUAACUCUGGCUAAACCUCAGCACGAACGGCUGGACGGAGGAGUCGAUACGAAGCUGGGGAGCGAGGCUGCAGGGCUCUCCACCAGGACUACGGCAGAGCUUGGAGAGGCUGAAACCAUGCUUUUCCUUUGGGCGCUGGCGUUUGCUUUAGUCCUGCAGGAGCAAGAUCUCUUAGCUGCUGCAGACCCUAUCAGUGUGUUACCUGGAAGUCUGGGAAGAGGAAGCUGGUGUAACGAACAUGAUACAAUCCACAAACGUUUAGAUAUUAUUGAAGAGAAGGUAAUAAAAACAGUGGAGCAUCUAGAAUCGGAAGUCAAAUCGCUCCUCAACAUCAUCAGUGAGACGACAUCAAAUAUCUCCAUUGCUCCAGGAACCCCACUUAUAGACAUUUUUGAUGAUACCAGCUGAGCACCGUGAAGACAGAAGACAGCUGAAUGUAGCAGUAUAGUUUUCGUGAAUAGUUGCACUUUUGUUCAUUUAAUAAGCUUCUGUUUCCAGAAUUUGAGCAGGGAUGAACAAUCUUCAGCUGUAGUUUGCCUUACGUGUUCCUGUGCUUUAUAAUAAACAGGUACUUGCUUUUA
Molecule: messenger RNA, 797 nt
Organism: Falco peregrinus (peregrine falcon)
Lineage: Eukaryota; Metazoa; Chordata; Aves; Falconiformes; Falconidae
Gene: PLAC9
Product: placenta associated 9
Exons: 4
Coding region: 334-624 (96 amino acids)
Source: RefSeq, a predicted model, not a curated record